AUGACGGCUAAUCUUUCGAUCAUGGCAGCAUCACCAGGCCCGGGGAAGCCCUUUCCUUUGACUCGGAAGGCCAACAAUCCUGGCUUUGGCCAACAGUCAUCUCGAGCUCCCAACACAUUUCAACUUGCACCGGUAAAAGGGUAUGCCUUCGCCACCCACUGUGGAGAGAUUCGUAACAUCAUUCGAUCCACGUUAGACGAAGCACUGGUCGACAGCCAGUCUGACCUGCAGCAGACACUCAUGGAUGCGUUGGGCAAGAUAAAAUCUGAACUUCUACAGAUUCAAGCAUUGUUCUUUCCUCGUCAUCGACUCGUAGUUCAUGGGAUAAUCGGUGGUGUUGUGCAUAACCAGCCUUCGAUCAUCUACGGUAGCCAGUGUCUCGGGGAGCAUGAAUGCGGUGACGAUGGCGUCAGUGUUUCAGUUAGGAGUCAUGACAAAUUCAUUUGUGUCAGUGCAUAUGGAUUUUAUCAGAGUUAG
This is a messenger RNA of Hydatigera taeniaeformis, 477 nucleotides long. Lineage: Eukaryota; Metazoa; Platyhelminthes; Cestoda; Cyclophyllidea; Taeniidae. The record is from the annotation of a GenBank genome assembly.